This is a messenger RNA of Rotaria sp. Silwood2, 1521 nucleotides long. The record is from the annotation of a GenBank genome assembly. Lineage: Eukaryota; Metazoa; Rotifera; Eurotatoria; Philodinida; Philodinidae.
AUGUCACAUUUUUAUAUAACUCUCCAUCAUAUUAAUCCUUCUCAAGUUAUUUCGUUAACACUUUCAAAUAUGGAUGAUACACCAGGUCAAUUUCAAUUAUUUUUUUCAUUAUUUUCUAUUAAACAAUUUAUUCGACUUGAAUCACUUCAACUAAUUCAACCGUUAAAUCCAACCAAUUUAAAUAGAAUUUUAAUUGAUAUACUUACACUUGAAUCUCUUAAAUCACUUUCAAUUAUUCAUUGUCAACCGUCAAGUGUUAAUCAAGAAACAUUUUUACUUUUCUCUUCAUUGAUUAAUACUUCUGCAUCUCUUCGUCGAUUAUAUCUAUCGGGUGCAUUAAACACAAUAUUCCACUCUAAAAUAACUUCAUCAGUAACUCAUCUUUGUUUUAAUAAUAAUAUAUUUAACUCAGUAACAUUAGAAAAUAUUGUUUCACGAAUGCCUUAUUUAAAAUCCCUUAAUACAGCCAUAACAUUAAAUAUGAAUUAUACUUAUUUAUCAUCACCUAUUCAUCUAACUCGAUUAACAAUGACUAUUUUUAUUAAUAUAAAUAAUUCCGAUUUAAUAAUUUUAUUAAAUAAAAUGCCAUCACUUGUAUUUUUUAACAUAACAGCUAGUGGAAAACAAUGGUUUAAUGGAAAUUUUUGGGAACAACAUCUACCAUUAACUCUUCGAACAUUUCAAUUUAAUUUUUGUACUCAAUCUAUACAUAUCAAUACACAAAUAAUUUUAGAAACAUUUCAAACACCAUUUUGGCUUAAAAUAAAACAUUGGUAUGUUAUGUUAGAUUGUCAAAUGAAUCAAACUAUGACACAUCUUUAUUCAUUGCCUUAUUGUGAUACACAAUUUUACUAUCGACCAUCAAUGAAUCCUACUCGUAAAUUUCGUUCAUCAGCACCCAUUGUUAAACCAUAUAUGAAUAAUGUAAAGAAACUUACAAUAGAUUUUUCAACAUUGAUCACUGAAUCUAGUUCAUCAUUAGCAUCUACUCAUUUCUUCUCGAAUAUUUCCACAUUAAUUUUAGUUGAUCAUGGAUGUUAUUCAUCAAUUCAAUUAUUACUUAAUUUUCUAGAGUGUAUUAUUGAUUUUACUCAAAUCGUUGAAUUAAAAUUAGGACAAUUUCAUCAUCCAGAUUUUAUACGUAUUUUAUAUAAUCGUUUACCACGAUUAUAUUCUCUUCGAAUAUCUGAAACUCUAUAUAGUAAAUUACAAAUGCUUGAUUUUCGUAAUAUACGUUCUUUAAACAUCUGUGAUUGUCUAACAAAUAUCGGUGGAAUGGUUUGCAUGUUUCCUUCUAUUGAAUAUCUUUGUGUACGAUCAACGACAUUUGAACAUAUGCGACAAAUGAUUGAAUUAUUAGGAAAAACAUUAAUAAAUGUAACAUUUAGACAUACAAAUCAAAAGUUCCAAGAACAAAUUAUAAAAUGGUUAUAUGAAUAUUAUGAUAAACAUCGACAAUUUUCUUAUGACAUAGAUGAACAUAUGAAUUUACAUAUUUGGCUAAGUGAUUUAGUGGUAUAA